AUGCGGCUUACGGACCCCAUAACACGGAUAUCGAAAACAUCUAUGAUAUAUUUGAAGAAGUUGCAAAAUCAUCUCCAAACAACGAAAAGCGCUCAUCACUUACAUAUGUUUUCCGGCAUGGCUGCAUAUCUCGUGGCGGCGCUUGCGACAGUAGGCCCAAUGACUGCUGCUACAAUAGUUCGUGUCGCUGCAAUCUCUGGGGCAGCAAUUGUCGUUGUCAACGCAUGGGACUUUUCCACAAGUGGGGCUAAGAGCCAAUACAUAUAAUAAAGAUUUCAAACUACUGACAACUAAUAUUCGGUCAACAUUAAAAUCUUUAAACUAAUUUAUAGUAUUUACUAAUGCAAAGAUUUCUACUAUUAUACAGAACUGUAUAUAAGAAAAAUGGUUUACUGCACAAAAGAAAAUACUUAAGUGGUAAUAUGGAAAAGCUUAUAAACAUCAACCCAUGUAAAAAAGUACGUUGCAGAAUGUUGUGCGACAAAACAACUUUUUAGCUCUAGUAAAUAUGACCAUAUAUUAAAUUGGUAUGUAAA
Messenger RNA from Bactrocera latifrons, 536 nucleotides. RefSeq lists its product as uncharacterized. The annotation marks the transcript as partial. The transcript has 2 exons. Lineage: Eukaryota; Metazoa; Arthropoda; Insecta; Diptera; Tephritidae. Gene Ontology annotation, cellular component: extracellular region. The record is from RefSeq and is a predicted model, not a curated record. Gene Ontology annotation, molecular function: ion channel inhibitor activity.